AUGCGGAAUUAUAACUUUUGGUAUUUGCACGGAGAAGAAGAUAGUGAUGGCGAAGACGGUGAUAAGUUGGUUUAUGAGGAAGAAGUACAUGAGAUGGAUAUGAAAAAAGUUGAUGAUAUGGUUGAUAUGAUUGCAGAUGUCUAUCCCCAUAUAGCAAAUGAAAGAGAACACAAUCCUAAUAACCCUCAAGAGCCAAAUGAAGAUGCAAAAAAAAUUUUCAAAUUAUUGGAUGAUGCUAAACAACCUUUAUUUCCUGGUUGUGACAAGUAUUCUAUCUUAUCCUUUGUGGUGAAAUUAAUGCAUAUCAAGUGUAUGAAUGCUUGGAGUAAUAAUUCAUUUAACAUGUUGUUGACAUUGUUGAAGGAUGCAUUUCCUAUGUGUAAAACAAUGCCAAAUUCAAACUAUGAAGCAAAGAAAAUGGUCAGUGAUCUUGCUAAAGAUAUGAGGUGGCAUAGUGAAAAACGCAAAAAUGAUAGAGUCCUACGUCAUCCAGCAGAUGCAGAGUCUUGGAGAAAUUUUGACAAUAUUUAUAAUCAUUUUACUUGUGAUCCUCGAAAUGUAAGGCUUGGUUUAGCUACUGAUGGAUUCAAUCCUUUUGGGAAUAUGAAUAUUGCGUACAACAUUUGGCCGGUUAUUUUGUUUCCUUAUAAUCUUCCGCCAUGGAUGUGCAUGAAAGAGUCAUAUUCAUUUGUAACUUUAUUGAUUCCAGGACCUAGAGGCCCAGGAAAUGACAUUGAUGUAUACAUGAGGCCAUUGAUUGAUGAAUUGAAAAUUCUUUGGGAAUCCGGGGUGGAUACUUAUGAUGCUUCAAUGAAAGAGAAUUUUCAAAUGAGGUCAGCACUAAUGUGGACUAUAAAUGAUUUUCCUGCAUAUGGCUAUGUUUCUGGUUGGAGUACUCAAGGAAAGCUCGCUUGUCCUUGCUGUAAUAAUAAGACAUGCCAUUAUCAUUUGCGGAAUGGGGCCAAAACUUGUUACAUGGGGCAUCGUCGAUUUUUACCACUAAAUCAUAAAUGGCGAGAACAAGCAGCACAAUUUGAUGGUACAAAAGAAAGAAGAGCUUCACCAAAACAGCUAAGUGGUGAUGAUGUUCUUAACCAACUUCGUCUUUUGAAGCAAAUGGAGUUUGGGAAAACAGGGAAAAAGCAAAAACUUCUUGGCCAGGGAAUUGAUCAUAAUUGGAAAAAACAUAGUAUUUUUUUCAAUUUACCCUAUUGGCAUAACCAAAUGUUGCGUCAUAACUUGGAUGUGAUGCAUAUUGAAAAAAAUGUAUUUGACAAUAUUAUUGGAACAUUGAUGAAUAUUGAGGGUAAAACAAAAGAUUCAUUGAAGGCUCGUCUAGAUUUACAGGAGAUGGGCAUUCGACAACCACUCCAUCCGAAAGAAGUUAAUGGAAGGAUAUUGCUACCUGCUGCUUGUUAUAUGUUGUCAAAUGAUGAGAAGAGAGCUUUAUGUCAAUGGUUACAACAAAUUAAAUUUCCUGAUGGCUACUCAGCAAAUUUGUCAAGGUGUGUAAAUGUUAAAGAUAACAGAAUAUCUGGAAUGAAAACACAUGAUUGCCAUGUGUUUUUGGAGAGGCUACUGCCAUUAGCUGUACGAGAUCUAUUACCUCGACCAGUUUCUGAUGCUUUGACAGAACUAAGUAUGUUUUUUAAAGCUUUGUGUUCUAAAAUUUUAAGAUCAGAAGAUUUGGAUCGACUUCAAGAACAAAUUGCACGUAUUCUUUGUAAGUUAGAAAAAAUAUUUCCACCAUCUUUCUUUGAUAUUAUGGUACAUUUACCUAUUCAUUUAGCUUGGGAAGCUAAAGUUGGUGGCCCAGUCAACUAUAGAUGGAUGUAUUCUAUUGAAAGAUAUAUGCAUAAACUUAAGGGGUAUGUUCGUAAUAAAUCACGGCCAGAAGGAUCCAUUGCUGAAGGUUACCUAGCUGAUGAGUGUUUGACAUUUUGUUCUUGA
This is a messenger RNA of Dioscorea cayenensis subsp. rotundata (Guinea yam), 1950 nucleotides long. RefSeq lists its product as uncharacterized. The record is from RefSeq and is a predicted model, not a curated record. The coding region runs from base 1 to 1950 and encodes 649 amino acids. The transcript has 3 exons. NCBI's taxonomy places the organism in Eukaryota, Viridiplantae, Streptophyta, Magnoliopsida, Dioscoreales, Dioscoreaceae.